AUGUCAAGUAAUAACCAACAUCUUCAUGUUAGUAAUACUCAUCCGUCUACUUAUCAACAUCAACAACAACAGUCACAAUAUGAAUCAAGUUUUGAACCUCCCACACCUAUUGCAACUCCAACUAAAAAGAAAAGAGGUAGACCUCCGAAACCAAAUAGUUUAAGUCAAAGAAUUACUCAUACUAUAAAUAUAAAUAUCAAUAAAAGUCCAUUUCAAUCACCGGCUGAGUCAAAUUCAAAUUCAAUUGUGAAACAAGGUCAACCUGAUUAUUUUACUCCUGUUAUGAGAGUAUCUCCUACAAAUAGAAAUUAUCAGACCAAUAAUAGUAUAAAUCCAGUUAAGAGAAAAAGAAAAAAUUCCAAUAUUUCAGUUACUAGUACUAGUUCAAAUUCUUCAUCAUCAUCUUACAAUACAUCACCAAUUAAUUUGAAAAAACCAAAAUUAUCAAGUUAUACUACCGUAACAACCACCACUCCAAAAAGUAACUCAAGUGUAUUACCUUACAAUACCCCAUUAGAAACUUUAGCUGAAAUUAAAUCUCAUUCAACACAACAAUUGUUAUCUCCUGUUUCGAGAAAAUCGUCCUCUAAUGAUUCACAAUUUCAACUAACUUUACAAAUUGAUGAAAAUGGAAAAGCUGUUUUGAGAAAGGAAAAGGAAAAGGAAAAGGAAAAUGAUAAGGAAAAGAAAAUAGUUGAGAAAACGAUACAAAUAAGAGAAGAAAAGAAAGAAGAGGUACAAGAAUUAGAUCAUGAUGAUACCGAAACUGAAACUGUUGUUAUUAAUUUACCAACUCCAAUAGUUCAUGGUAAUCCUGAAUCUGAUUCUCAUUUUAUUCAUACAGAUCAUACUAAUAAUACCAAUAUUCCAAAUUCAUCUAUUUUAUUACAACAACAAACCUCAAUUAAUGAAUUUUUAGAAGGAUUAAAUGAUCAUCCUGAUUUUAUAAUGACUGAUUUGUUACUGCAUCAACAACAGCAUUUACAACAACAACAAUUACCUAUUCAAUAUCAACAGUUGCCCAUUCAAUAUAAUUCGCAUUAUCACAAUUCACCAUCUCAACAAUAUACUAAUAUUCCACAUUAUCAACCAUCAAGCUCAUCAUCUAGUUCAUCGAAUGAUGAUUCUGGUGAUGCAAGAUUGGCAUUGAAAAGAAUUUUGGAAAUUAGAAGAAGAUAA
Molecule: messenger RNA, 1179 nt
Organism: Insectozyma verbasci
Lineage: Eukaryota; Fungi; Ascomycota; Pichiomycetes; Serinales; Debaryomycetaceae
Source: the annotation of a GenBank genome assembly